Capronia epimyces CBS 606.96 is the source of this 1704-nucleotide messenger RNA. RefSeq lists its product as uncharacterized. Gene Ontology annotation, molecular function: transmembrane transporter activity. Lineage: Eukaryota; Fungi; Ascomycota; Eurotiomycetes; Chaetothyriales; Herpotrichiellaceae. The record is from RefSeq and is a predicted model, not a curated record. Gene Ontology annotation, biological process: transmembrane transport. The transcript is spliced from 5 exons. Bases 1 to 1704 code for a protein of 567 amino acids.
AUGGGGUUUGGUGUUUUAGAUGUCAGAUCCAGCGAACAUGUUCCGGGGACAGUCUUUCUCAACGAGGCUGGACGCAUCAAUCUCGAGCUGUCACUUGAAGUCACUGCUACUGCUGCAAAUGGCCCAUCGGCGACGACGACCUUGAAGCACGACAAGAACAUUGUUCUGGUCCCGCAGCCUUCGAAUUCUCCCGACGACCCCUUGAUGUGGUCGAAAUGGAGGAAGCUCCUGUUCCUGGUGGCGUUUGCUUAUGGAUGCGGUUGCGUGGGAGCGGAUGGGCCCAUUCUCGCUGCCGCCGCUGUGCAGCUGGCAACUGAAUGGGAGGCGAGCCUGUCGACAUUCAUCUCGCAAUACAACGGAGUCCUUUUGGGAUGUGUGGCAGUAUCAUCCCUCUUGGGCAACUCGCUGGCGGUGAAAUACGGGAAGCGCCCGGUUUACCUGGUGACCACGGUCUUCCUUGUGGCCGGUUCUUUCUGGGGAGCCGCGGCUAAAUCGCUGGGAUCAUUGACAGCAUCUCGGGCCCUGGUUGGCCUUGGAGUAGGUCCUUGGGAGGCUCUCAUCCCCGCCAGCAUUGCAGACCUCUGGUUUGUGCACCAGCGCGGAUUCCGGCUCGGCAUCUUCAACCUUGCGAUAUUUGGCGGCAUCAACAUUGCGGCCCCGAUUUCCGGGGUGAUUAUCGAAAGGUAUGGCUGGCGAAAGUGUAUGUACGGCAUCAGCGGCGCGCACCUCCUCCAGCUCAUCCUCGCCUUCUUCUUCAUGCCGGAGACGGCAUACCACCGAGCCCAAACCCUCAACCUCGACACCGCGUCCAGCGAUGACCUCUCCAUCCCGAUCCCGAUCCCGGCCAAAGACCCAGGUGCACAUCAUGUCGAGCAGACCGAGACCAAGGCUGCCGUGACGCAAGGUAGAGAUAGAGAUAGGGAUGGCUAUGGCUCUAGCUAUGUGCCGGAUACAAAGGUCUUCCCGACUCUCAAGCAACUCUCGCCAUGGUCGGGCUACUACCACCCAGUGAGCCUUUACAAAAUCACCCUCCGCCCGGCCCGGCUACUACUGUCGCCCAUAGUGUCAUGGUGCACCAUCGUCUUCACCACCUGUGUUGCAUGGCUGGUUUUGAUCGCCGUCACCAUCUCCCAGAUCUUCUCAGCGCCCCCUUACAGCUUUGGGGUUGAACAGGUCGGCGCCACCAACGUUUCCUCGUUCGUCGCGUCUGUGGUCGGGGUCAUUGUGGCCCAGCCCUUGUUGGAUGGGUUGGCAGUGUACAUGUCGAAGAAGAACAAGGGCAUUUACGAACCGGAGUUCCGUCUUCCACUCGUCCUGUCCUAUCUGUUAUUCUCGGCGGUCGGGUUUUUCGCCUGGGGUCAAUCUGUUCACGCAUUGGAUCCAUGGCCCGUGCCGGUGAUUGUUGGGCUGGGCCUGAUCAGCUUCGGCGUCCAAUUGACCACCACCGCCGUGGCCGCGUACCUGGUCGACUCUCAUCGGGAGCUUUCGGGGGAAGCAUUCGCUCUGCUGGGCUUUGUUACCAAAGUCUUUUGCAUGGGCCUGACUUUCUACAUCACCGAUUGGCUUGUCACCGCCGGCAUCAGGAAUUGCUUCUUCACAUUGGGCGGCAUCACCGCGGCCUUGGGCAUCUCGGCUUUGCCCAUGUAUGUCUGGGGCAAGCGUCUUCGAGGCUGGUACCAUCGCAAAUUGGCCUUUCAUCACUAA